AUGGUAGGAAUGCUCACAGAUGAAGAAACUGAGGAUCAGCAACCUUGGACUCUCUUCUUUGAUGGGUCGGCCACAAGUAAUGGAGGUGGAGGUGGAGCUGGAGUUGUGCUAACAGACCCUGCAGGCAACACCAAAGCUUUGUCAUUCAAGCUGAAUUUCCCAUGCACCAAUAAUACAGCUGAAUAUGAAGCUUUCAUUAUCGGCAUGUCCACCGCAGUGGAAAUGGGUGUUAAGAAUAUCAAUAUCAUUGGAGAUUCAAACCUGGUCAUUAACCAAAUGAGGGGUGAUUUCGCAGUAAAAGAGGCAGCCUUAGCACCAUACAGGACCAUAGCCGAAGAAUUAAUGGGAACAUUUGAUCAAGCAACUCUGAAACAUAUACCUGGAUCCACCAAUAGGCAUGGGAUUCCCUACAAGAUUAUCACAGACAAUGGAACCCCUUUCGUGAACCAAGAAGUUAGCAAAAUGCUCAAAGGAUAUGGGAUCAAACAUCGCAAGUCUAGUCCUUAUUACCCUCAAGGAAACGGACAGGCAGAGGCUACAAACAAAACAUUGCUAAGAAUCUUGAGCAAGAUGGUGUUCGAGUAUGAGCAGGGAUGGAGUACUCAUCUUCCAGAUGCCUUAUGGGCCUACCGAACCUCACCUAGAACCGCAACAGGUUUCUCCCCUUACUCCUUGGUGUAUGGAUCAGAGGCAAUCUCUCCUGUAGAACUGGCAGUCCCAACAGCUAGAGUAUUGACGGUAAAUGACACGGAAUGGGAUGCGAAAUCCUGCUCUGAUUGGCGGCUCAUAGACUUGGAAGCAGCAGAUGAACAAAGGCAGCAAGCUGAAGAAAAGAUGGCAGCAUAUCACAAGAGGGUUACUCAAGCCUACAACAGGACAGUCAAAAAAAGAAAUUUUAAGGAAGGUGACCUUGUGCUCAGAAUGGUUGACUGGGUGAGAAAGCAGGUUUCAGGCCCUUCAAAGUUUGCACCACAGUGGGAAGGGCCAUUCAUCAUCAAAGAAUCUCACAGCAGUGGCUAUUAUGUGCUUGCCUCCAUUAUCGACGGAAUUCCCACAAGUCCCAUAAAUGGAAAAUGGUUAAAACUCUACUGUUGCUAG
Rosa rugosa (rugosa rose) is the source of this 1098-nucleotide messenger RNA. RefSeq lists its product as uncharacterized. Lineage: Eukaryota; Viridiplantae; Streptophyta; Magnoliopsida; Rosales; Rosaceae. The transcript is spliced from 2 exons. Gene Ontology annotation, biological process: DNA integration. The coding region runs from base 1 to 1098 and encodes 365 amino acids. The record is from RefSeq and is a predicted model, not a curated record. Gene Ontology annotation, molecular function: RNA-DNA hybrid ribonuclease activity; nucleic acid binding.